Lepisosteus oculatus (spotted gar) is the source of this 5344-nucleotide messenger RNA. Lineage: Eukaryota; Metazoa; Chordata; Actinopteri; Semionotiformes; Lepisosteidae. The record is from RefSeq and is a predicted model, not a curated record.
GGGAGACUUGGUUGCCUCGGUUUAAAGCCGAACUGUGUUGAGUAAACUAACCUGCGAGGAAGUAGAGGGUGCCGAGCUCCGCGGGUGAUACCGUGAGGCUGGACUGCGCCGCUCCGGCAUUUUUAAACGCGUUUUAAUUUAUUUAUGAAGUGGGGUGGGGGGGUGUUUAUUUCGCGGUGUCGUCUUUCUCCCACCCGGCGCUUGGAGUUCAGCCGCCGGGGAGCCGGGGAGCAGGCUCGGCUUGUCAGAUUGUGAGGGAAACGGAGAAGCCGUACGGACGCGGAGAUGUCUUAACACUUAACUUCUACCCCUCCUCUAGAUCUGACUCUUGUGUUCCUGCCCCCCUCCCCACCUCCCCGCUCUCUCUCGCCCUCCCCGAGCGGAAUGUGGAAUACACAUCGUCGCCAGCAAGGAGCCGCUUAGAAAUUAAGAAUUGUAAUAUCUAAAACACCCGGAUUCAUUACGACAAGGACCUUGCUGCAGGAGACUGGGGAGCCCCAGCACAGUGGCGCCACCCGCUGGGAGUCGGUGGCGUUGCAGCGGCCUGCAGGCGCGCGCAGUACUGAAUGGCCACAAGCCCAAACCACUGCGGUACUCAUGACCUCUACUGCAAGGUGAGCGUCCGAUUGGCUGGCGGCGAGAGUGGCAGGGCCUCUCAGGAGUCACGUGACAUGGAGGUCAAAGGGCACCUCAUCACCAGCAUGGGCCUGGGGGCCCCAGACUCCCAGCUCAGUGAACAGGGCGGUAAGCACCUGGCAGAGCGAAUAGCGGAGCUGCAGGAGAGGAGGCGGAGCCUGCAGAGCACCCUGAACAGCCGACUGGGAGAACUGAGGCGAAUCUGUCUGCAGGAGGCCGAGCUGACAGGAGAGCUGCCGAGUGAGUAUCCCCUGGAGGCUGGAGAAAGACCCCCCCUCGUCCGGCGCAGAGUGGGAGCGGCCCACCGAGGCUCCGCCCCUGCCUCCGUCAGCAUCAAAGGAGAGGAGGGGGGGGUACCCCACCGGCUGGCUGGCUCAGGGGACCCCGGCUCGGAGCCCCGCAGGAAGAAGAAGCCGGUGCUCAGUGGCGCCCUCCGCAGGCCGAUGGACGCCGAGCAGCUGCCUCCGCAGAAUAAGAGAGCCGCAGGCCGGAGCUGCCUCGCGCUGACAGAUGAAGCGGUGAAGUCGGAGAGCAGCUCCAUGUCGGACUCCACCGGUCACGACAGUGAGGAAGCUCCCUCCGGGAUGAGGCAGCCCCCGCCCGGAGCAGCCCUGGAGCGCCUGUCUCCCCCCCCUCCUCGGUCCCGGCUGGCGCCCGGGAGCCCCAAGGGGGGGCUGACCCGCAAGCUGUCGCCCGUGGAGAUCUACUACGAGAUGAAGACCCGCCGGAACUCGGUGGCCAGCUCCUCCAGCCCCGGCUGCUCGCUCCCGCGCAGCGUGUCCAACGUGGAGGGCCGCAGCGUGCCCGCCACGCCCCUCCUGAGCCGCAACGCCCCACACCCGGCCCAGGGCAGGCCGGAGGUGUCGGGUGGAGGAGUGGGCGGCAGGCAGUGGCUGGACAGCCCCGAUGGACCCAGGCCGCCGCUGCCGCCACCACCGCCACCGGAGGGGUCCUUCGACCGGGGAGGCUGCCCGUACAGCGGCGUGGGGGGGAUGCCCUCGAGGGGGGGGCCCUACAAGAGCUCGGAGACGUUGACCGACGGCAAGCUGCGGCAGCCGUACCGGGGCAGCCCGGAGCGCCACGCCCACGCCCACGCCAACGGCCACCUGGAGCUGGGCCGGGUGCGGGUGUCGGUGGGGGGGCGCGGGGGAGGGGGGGGCGGCUACAAUGAAAUCCUGCUGGACUAUAUCUGGGAGAAGCAGCAGCAGCAGCAGCAGCUCCAGGGAGUGGGGAGUACGCGACCCUGGAGGGCAGAGGUCAUCCCCAGCUCCGCUGGCGCCCCCUACGGCCCGGGCAGCCCCCUGAUGCUGCGGGGCAAGCCCGGCGAGCCGCGGAGAGUCAGGGUGACGCGGACCAAGUCCUGCGGCCCCUUCAUCCCGCUGCAGCAGCCCCAGCAGGAGACCCUCCUGCUCUCCACCUUCUCCGAGUCUCCCACGGUCCUGAGCGCCCCCUACCCCUCGGCCUCUGCCUCCCCCGGCGCCCCCUACCCCUACCCCUACAUCUCCGAGCCCCCGCCCCGGAGGCCACUUCCCCACCCGCCCGAGGACGCCACCCGCUCCCUGCACAAGGCCCUGGCGCUGGAGGGGCUCCGAGACUGGUACCUGAGGAACGCCCUGGGCCACCCCCCCGCGCCGCCCCGCAACAGGAGGGCCGCUCCCGGGCACGGCCACGCCCUCCAGCCCUGCGCCCCGGAACCAACGUACCCCCAGUGCCACAGCACCCAGCUGCCGCAGUCCGCCACCUUCCACGGGCAUCCGCUGCAGGGCAGGCCCUUGGAGCUCUCUCUGUACCAGGAGCCCCUGGAAUCCCAGCUGCAGGAGCUGAGCCUGCGAGAGCAGGGCGCCGACCCGCCGCCCCCGGGCACGCUGGUCUGACGAGCACACGCCCGCGCCGGCAGGAGCGCGCACGCUCUCUAGGCGAGAGCCGCCUGCGAUGGGCAGACCGCGACCAGGCACGCCAAGGCCGUGGGCUCUGUGCUUUCCUGGACCACGGUAUUCCCGGGAUCCGUCCGAGAGGCUCCACCGCAGUACGGCGUGGCGGUACUGUGGGCCAGAGCGGUGAAACGCAGCUCGGAGGGGUCAGGCCCAGGGAGGAUCCCCCACGGACAGCUUGGUAAAUCGGUGUGGGAGGAAAAACCAGGGCGAACCUGCCGUGCAACAUUACUGUAGUGGACUUCCGCAGUGGUCACUGGUAGUACAGGAAGGCUGGAUCUGAUCUGUUACGGUCGGGAAACAAGGAAAUGAUUCUCAACGGGUUCUGCUGUGAUCCGGACCCCCUGCCUGGUACAGCAGGUAAUUCCUCACUCUCGCUGGCUUGGAAGAGCAUCGUACAGGAUGCAUCGUUGACAGUGAAACAGACUUCAUAAAUUAGUGGAUGACCUUAUUUCAGACACAGGGUGCCAGCUGAUACCCGUGUCUAGAGUGGUAUUUUCUAGGCUCAACGGCCAAAAAACAGGAAUCAAACUACUGCUUCUAACAAGCCUUGGGGAAACUGUGGCAGAACCUUUGUGGACAGGAGUGACUGAGAUGCACUGUACAAUCCUCUGCCCUUCUGCAGUUCGAGAGGAGAGCCUGCUCUGGACCGUUCAGGGAUGUGGUUUCCUCUUCCUGGCGGGAGGGAUGGAUGGCGCCCGCUGCUGGGAGAAGGGGCUGCAGGGCGCGAGGCUCCUGGCACGUUCCCGUCCGUACAGGCCACCCUGCACUGUGGGUGCCAGCAUAAGCCGGUCUUAUGUCAUUAAAUUAUAAAGUAAUAUUUUUUUCUUCUUGUCCAGUAUCUUCCUGCUGCCCUGUGCCCCUGUAAGCAGAACAGUCCAGUUGUUACCGCCGUGGCCUGGGGGGGGAGACUCCCGCCUCCUCGCGGCGCACAGACCAGAGGUCCGCACACCUAGCGCUGACAUCAGUGGGUUACAAGUAGUGCUGGGGCUUGUGUUCUGGGUGGAAUCGCAGCUAAUCCGCCUCUGGGCCGAUCCCAGCGAGCCGGGCCAGUUUCUGCAGUCCAGUAGAACAAGGAGGGUUCUGUUUUCAACAGCACCCCCUAUAGGCGUCGGCUGGUGACCCCGGAAGGGGAUAGUAUCGGGGCCCCCCUGUGUUGGUUUCGAUCUGGGCGUGGGUUUGUACUGUGCCCUGUCGGGCGCGGGCCUGCGGAGCGCUCCAGCACUCCACAGGGACCCCGGCACGCGUCGCCACCCCUCUCGCCAGGGAAGGGCGUUCAACAAAGCGCCGCGGUCCGCGUGCGCUCGCCCGUGCGGUACUCCUCACGCAGCCUGCGCAAGCGUUUUGCAAUGAUGGCGGCAGCAGCGUGGCUACCUCCGGCUCCAGCCCGUGACUCCCCCACAUUCUUCACCAGCAUACGAGACCCCGCAGAGCAGCUGACCCCCCACUCCAGCGAGGCAGGCUCUGCCCACGGCCCUGGCCCCAGGUUCGACGUGGCUCCCGGUGGGCUGAUCAGGUUAGCUGGGCGGAGGAGAGAACAGAACGGUUAGACGACUGUGUAGUUACAUGGUCCACCCUCCUGAUUCAUCGGAAAGGGAAACAUAGUUCUGCAGGUUCCUGCAGUGAAGGCGCCUAUAAAGCAGGCUGUGCUUGAACUCUCAGCAGCGCUCAUCCAGGCUCGUGAUCUCCAGCCCUUUCCCUUCAGAGCUCCGACCCAGUGGAGCCCAUUGAAGUUCUCCCUGGAAAUCGUCAGAGUUUAGGCUUCAAAACUGGGAGCUUCUUACCUGCAUCCUUCCAGGAUCAGAGCUGGACUGAGCUGAACAGGAACAGCUGAACCGUUAGCAUCAGUGAUAAAAAAGUCACUAACUCAAAGUGUUAAUUAGCCCCCCCUAUUUUAAGAGGAGCUGGUAAACUCCUGGGCCUCUCCGAGACCAGGGGAUGUGCACCCCAUGUCCUUGAGGGUGAGUGACAGGGUCCUGUGGUUUUGAUUUCUCCUCCGGUCCCUAAUCCGUGAUUCUUCUACUUGUAAAACCUGACAGACUCCCACCCUGGAGGCUUGAACUUGUCCGUUCCUGCCCCAGACGCGUAGGAAUGACCAGCAGUUCCUUCAACCCCUGCUGCCUUACUCCUUCUCACCACUAGAGGGCUGUCUUACACAGGCUGAACCAGUUCUACCUGGUCAGUCGGUCCAGCCCUGCUGAAGUGCUGAUCCGCAGUACCAUGAUGUCCACUGCUCCCCACUAUUAAGAAUUAUGAUCAGGCAGCCUUCACAUCUCCUCAGAGAUCAUUAGUCUCCCUGUGCAGUAGAUGGGUAACUGAAGUGUCUGGGGGUGUGUGUGUGUGUCUGUGUCUGGGGGUGUGUGUGCGUGUUUGUGUGUGCAUGUGAUUUCAGUCCGCGCUGCCACUCACGGCGCCACAGCGGACUCCUGUGUCCAGACUGACGCUUCUGCAUGGAAGAGCUGCGGAGAAGAGGCAGGGUCUGUGCAGGACUGUGGGAGGGCCGACAGUUCACUUCCAGGGGUACAGGCAGCUGAUCUUGACAUUUCCACAAUGACUUGAAUUGUAAUUUGAAAGGUGUAGAUAGAGAAGACUAUUAUAAAGAAGAGACGCUUGCAUUUCUAUCGCUACUUCUGACCUUUGGGUCUCGCCUCCCAAUAAUACCAGGUGUUUUGGGGACGAAGAGAAGUUAUUGAAUAUAAAAUCAUGCCACUUUUGAAUAUGUACUGGGGAGAGGGACUGUAUAUCAUCUUUUUAAUAAAGUGUCUUGUUAAAGCCCA